AUGGCCGCCUACGGCGACGGCCUCGCCGCCGCCGCCGGUCCCGUGGGCGCCCGUGCCAUCCACGUGUACCCCGUCUCCAAUUACACCUUCGGCAGCAAGGCGGCCAAGGCUGACAAGGACGCCACCGUCGCGGAGGCGAUGAUUAGGUACAAGGACAAGUACGAGAAGGAGGGGAUGAGGCGGACGGUCGAGGCGAUCCUGCUGGUGAACCAGCACGAUCACCCGCACGUGCUCCUGUUACAGAGGACGAUGGCCGGCGGGGGCGUGGAGUACAAGCUGCCCGGCGGCAGGCUUCGGCACGGCGAGGGCGAGGUCGCGGGCCUGCAGCGAAAGCUCCACAACAAGCUCUCCCCCUCGGAGCAAUCGCUGCGCAUCGAACACUGGGAGUGCGGCGACUGCGUGGCGCGGUGGUUCCGACCGGCGUUCGAGCCCAACUACUACCCGUACCUGCCGGCGCACGUCACGAAACCCAAGGAGUCGCGGACGGUGUACAUCGCGCAGCUUCCCGAGCGAUGCAAAUUCUGCGUGCCCAAGAAUCUCAAGCUCCUGGCGGUGCCCCUCUUCGAGAUGUACGCCAACGAGGCCAAAUACGGCGCGGUGGCGGCGUCCGUGCCCUACUUGAUAUCGAGGUUCCACCUCAACCUCGAGUCCAAGCAGGAUAAAUAA
This is a messenger RNA of Micromonas commoda, 666 nucleotides long. RefSeq lists its product with no specific name. Gene Ontology annotation, molecular function: mRNA binding. Gene Ontology annotation, cellular component: mRNA cleavage factor complex. Bases 1 to 666 code for a protein of 221 amino acids. The transcript has a single exon. The record is from RefSeq and is a predicted model, not a curated record. NCBI's taxonomy places the organism in Eukaryota, Viridiplantae, Chlorophyta, Mamiellophyceae, Mamiellales, Mamiellaceae.